This is a messenger RNA of Cordyceps fumosorosea ARSEF 2679, 594 nucleotides long. Its product is annotated as Zinc finger domain-containing protein, RING-type. Gene Ontology annotation, molecular function: ubiquitin protein ligase activity. Lineage: Eukaryota; Fungi; Ascomycota; Sordariomycetes; Hypocreales; Cordycipitaceae. The record is from RefSeq and is a predicted model, not a curated record. Bases 1 to 594 code for a protein of 197 amino acids. Gene Ontology annotation, biological process: ubiquitin-dependent protein catabolic process. The transcript is spliced from 2 exons. Gene Ontology annotation, cellular component: cytoplasm.
AUGGCAACUCAGUACGAAGUCGAGCACAAUGUGCAGUUCACCGAGCCCCGCCGCGGCCGCCGCGUCGACAUGGCCUCCUUCUUCUCCCUCCUCAACCGCGUCGCCGAGACGCCCGCCGCCGCCGCCACCCCUGCCCACAACCCGCACGCCACGCCCACCCCCGCCGACACGGCCGACCUCUUCCGCAUGCUGCAGGACCAGCUGCUGACCCUGCACACCACCGCGCCCACCGCUGACAAUCGCUCCUUCCUCGAGCAGCUCAUCUCCUCUCUCGACGGCGAGAUACAGGACCCGCCGGCCUCGCUGCGCGGCGUCUCGCAGGAGUUCCUCGACGGCCUGGACCGCGUCGCGCGCAAGACGCUCGCAAGCGACGACGACUGCGCCAUCUGCAAGAUCCCCUACCUCGAGGAUGACUGGUGCCUGGUCGUCGAGCUGCCGUGCCGCGGCCGGCACCGCUUCGACCUCGAGUGCGUGGGGCCGUGGCUGCGCAGCGUCGGCACGUGUCCCAUGUGUCGCGAGGAGAUGAUCAAGAAGAAGGAGCUCCCGGUGGUCGAGGAUGAUGAGGAGGAAGAUGGCGACAUGAUGUAUGCGUAA